Molecule: messenger RNA, 1645 nt
Organism: Aspergillus novofumigatus IBT 16806
Lineage: Eukaryota; Fungi; Ascomycota; Eurotiomycetes; Eurotiales; Aspergillaceae
Exons: 3
Coding region: 108-1400 (430 amino acids)
Source: RefSeq, a predicted model, not a curated record
AAAUUCAAUCCUCCAGGUCCGUUCCGCAGUAUGACGAGCAUAUAGGCAAAAGAAGACACCAACUCUUCAACUACCUCCCAUUCAUCGCCGGCCGCCUUUCCAGCAGGAUGUCUGCAGAGAGCCCGGGGCAGAAAACUGGCUUUCGAGCCUUUUUAACAAACGCUCUGCGACCGAAAAAAUCCCGCCAAGUUCUCCGCAAGAACACCGUAUCUACACCAAACCUCCGAGCGGCUGCACGACCGAGCAUUGCCAGCGAUGAGGUUCCUGAACUAGGCGAGACUCGCGACCCUACGGCUAUGCUACAUUCGAUAGGCAUUCUUGAUACGGAAGAUUCGGAUGGUUUCGCAUCGGACUUACAAAAAGACAAUCGACCGCCCGGGGAGCCGAUGAUUGCAAGCCUAUCACAAGAUCUGUGGGCGCUUGUUGCAGAAUACCUCAAUCCGGCAGAGCGAGCCAGCUUAGCCUUUGCCAGCAAGACGCUUCUCCUCCGCCUGGGCCGGGGGCCCUGGAUGGCCUUGAACCUCCCCGAGAACCGCGAAUACAGAGUCGACUUCCUAGCCCCGCACGACCGAUACCUACCCCAUCAUCUCCUCUGCAUGCCUUGCGCCCGAUACCACCGGCGCACGCAGGAGGGCCACGAAAGACUCGAGCCCGCAACGGUCCUCGCGCUGCGCGCCCACCGCUUCGGCCCCGCCUACGGCAUCCCCGUCGACUCCCUCUCCCGUCGCUGGCGACGGGACGGCUGGUCCCACCACACCCGGUACCACAUCCACAAGGGCAAGCUGCUGAUGCGGGUGGUGAGCUCAACGUUUGCAGAGCCCGACCUGGCGCCCAGCUCGAUGCGCCUGCUCCUGUACUCGCGCGACGACUACUGGCCGUAUUUUUCCGUCUGCGCGCACUGGCGCGACGGGCAGCUCAUGGACGUCUGCAAGUGCGCGCUGGGCCACGUCCCGAAACCCCGCGCCACGGCCGGCCUGCAGGGCCUCGAGCACCGCGCCAAGGACAUCUACCACGGCCGCACGCACAACCCCAACCAGUUCGCGACCCUUUGCGCCAAGUGCCGUCCCAUGCGCCGCUGUCCCGAUUGUCCGUCCGAGUACAUGGUCGAGAUCAAGUUGUCCGAGGACCGGUCCGACCCGCGGAGUCUGCGCUUCCGGCAUGCGAUCGUGGUGACGAGGUGGUGUGAUCUCGGCGAUGGGACCUCGCCGCAUGGAUCGCGCGAGUGGGCCGCGUGUAAUGGCGAGCUGGCCGGGUAUGACUCGUUUGAGGUGCUGGGGAAGCGGUCCAUCUCCGGGGUGUUUGAGUCGGCGUUCACGGAUGAUCAUAUACCGGGGCAGAGGAUCGUUUCAAUGAAUCCGAAGGGGAAGAGGCUCGGGGAGGCGGGGAACAGCUGGUAUUGAGUGUUGUUGCUUUUUCCUACUAUACUGCAUUCUGGGACUUUUGGCCGUUGGUCAUGGCGUAUGAAGGGAAAAAAAAAAAAGGGAGUAUGGUCCGGAUAGCGCUGGCUGCAUUUUGGGAAUGAUAUAUAGACUGGGUUUGGUUUUCUAGCUUGGUAUUUGGGACAAAAUCUAACAACCGUUGAAUUCGUUAUGAUAAUCCUAGCUACCUCAAUAGUCUACAAGUUGUUCUGAAAUAGAAUGAUUGU